UAUUACCCUUACCUCUCCUACUCAACCCCGUCACCUCCUACCGGCACUCAUGUGAUCAGUUACCUUACUUUCUCUCUCUAGAAAAAUUUCCUUGCAGAUCCAUACACCUCCACAAACCCAAAAUCCUAAUCUAUCUUAGCCCACCACACAAAUCUUAGAGGACAUUUUUUCUCUCUCUCUCUCUUCCUUUUCUACGAGGAGGGAAGGCCAUGUGAACUGUUUGAAUUUGACUGUAAUUACCACAUUUGUCAGUCAGUCAGUCUAUUGGUCGUAUUGGUGUACCCAAGAUGAGUAUUGGUAAGGGUUGUGAGAAAUUAGGAAGAAUGAUGCCAGGGAAUGUGUCUGUGAGUGCUUACUCGUCUUCUCUUCUACUAUCCCCAGUUCUUUCUGUUUGGGAUUGUAUUGUUCGUAAAAUGAUGUACUCCUUCAAACCUGAGUGGGUGUAGGUAUCGGUUUUUAGUUUUCGACGUCAUAUUAGUUUUCAAUUCCGGAACGUACUAGAAUUUAUUUAGUGUUAAAUAUUAAAAAGGAGAAAGAGAAAAACAAAAGAUAUAGAGAUAAUGCAUGUGUCUUAGAGAAGUUUUCUUGUUGAAAAAAAGUUGAACAAGCAAGGCUAAGUAGUUGGAGGGGUUGGUAGUGUGUUAUUGGAUAACAUGGAAUCUGCCAAGCUGCCAUCUGGAUCUGGAGUUAGAAAAGUGAAGAAGAAGCAAGUGAAGGAUGAGUUGGAUCGUCUCAAACAGGCUGAGAAGAAAAGGCGGCGCUUGGAGAAAGCCCUGGCUACUUCAGCAGCCAUCAUUUCAGAGCUGGAAAAGAAGAAACAGAAAAAGAAAGAAGAACAGCAGAGGCUUGAUGAGGAGGGCGCUGCGAUUGCUGAGGCAGUUGCCCUGCAUGUCCUACUAGGUGAAGAGUCGAACGAUUCAUGUAAGAUCAUGCUGAAUAAGGAUGAUGAGGGAUUCAACCCUUGGGAUUGUGCUAGCAAUGAUGACCCCGUCAUGGGUGAAUGUAGAGCACUCCUUCCCCAUCAGGACUUCUCGAAACAUUCACUUGAAGAAGUUGGGUGGUUGUCUAAUGCUUACAUAUCUGGAUAUGAGUGGAAUGACGGGGGACACAGUGACUGGUCAAUCUCGUGUGGACAUUUUGGGAGGGAUCUCCAUACCUCAUAUUUUGAUGAGGGAUGUUGGGAUACUACAGAGAUUUCUGCAGGUCUUAUUGCGGCACAGGCUGUUUCUUCACUCCAAAUUGCAGAAGACUCCCACGUAGACCAGUUGGUCUUUGGCAGAAUGCUAAGAGGAGAGUAAGAUGAAGAGCCUCUGUUAUGUAGUCUGGUCACUUGAUAGUGUCCUACUCUUGGUAUGGUUCUCAAUAAUGCCCUGUAUAUAUUUACGGCGCAUGUGCCCCUUCUUAUUUACUGGAUAUCAUGUUUGUUCCAUUGAACACUGUUCCUCAAUUCGGCUCUCAAGCUUCGUUUUUUCAUGUUAUUCUGAGAGCUUCGUAUAUCCUUGUUGAAUGGUACGCAACUAUGAGACGCCAAAGACUUGAUCUUUGUUUACUCUAGGCAAAAAACAUUGGUCAAUGGAGCUUGAGGUUUUUUUGUGGUCCCUUAAUAUUUCACAGUUUUAUCAUCUCCUUAAUAUUUCACAGGUACUAUUUCUUGAUUA
Molecule: messenger RNA, 1658 nt
Organism: Cornus florida
Lineage: Eukaryota; Viridiplantae; Streptophyta; Magnoliopsida; Cornales; Cornaceae
Exons: 2
Coding region: 654-1298 (214 amino acids)
Source: RefSeq, a predicted model, not a curated record